AUGGACUCACCAGUUAUUAUAGAUUUCGAAGUUUCCGACGGCAACAUCGACGGGAACGUGCCGUUCUGGCUCCGGGAUGUAUUUGACCGUGCUUUGAACGCCACAGGAUUAAGAGGGCGACUGGCAUCGGAUGAGGCAAUCGCCGGCUUGAUCAAAGUCGACGUGAACCAGCUCAUAGACAAAGACUGUCCCAUCUGCUACGAAAAGUUUUCCUCGGAGCCCAUCGUUGUUGAAGAGAGCAAAGCUGCCGAAAAGACUCAGGCAGAGGCAGAUAUGGCUGAGUUGUUCUUGCGUGAUACCCAGUUUAAACACGAGUUGAACAAGGCCAACGUCAAUUUGGAGCCGUUACAGAAAUCAGCCCAGUUCAGCGACCCGCACAUGUUUUUCCCGACGGAUGUUGGCGGGGCGUCAUAUAGUCGCUUCCCGCAACGCAACCUCUCCACGUUUAAACGUGUCACCAUCGAAGACCAAUUUCCCGGGUACAAGAGCGAAGACAAGGAGAUGAAGGAUAAGCGAAUUGAAAAGUACAAGAAAGAAGGACACAUGGCGGUCAAGAUGCCCGAAUGCGAGCACAUCUUUGGCCUCUCGUGCAUUGUCGAGUGGCUCAAGGCCAAUGUCUCGUGUCCGCUUUGCAGACGAGAAGUCGAAGCUAAGAAGAACGACCCCGCGAGAAUGAAGCGGGAGGCGAUCGAGAACAACAUAGUCGCCAAUUUUAACAAUGAAGAACAGAUGAUCCACCACAUGAUGGAGCAUUCCACCGACGUAUUCAACCCGUUUAGACGCCCGUUCAACCCUGCAAUCACGCCCGUGACGGACUCGUUCAUGCAUCAGGACUGGGCCACGCCGCUGAAUUAUCGUCGCCCCCUGCGAUCGCGCGACCCGAGCAUUGUGCUCCCUCGCAGAUUCCCCUUUAUCGAGCCCGCGGGCGCAGCACGCAGAUUCAACUCGUUGAGGCGCAACACGCGCGAUAACCGCAGAACCAGGAACGUGCGAAGGAGAAAUAAUGAUAGUUCAGUUGCCGUGGCUGAGAUGGAGGGCGAAGGAGAAGGAGACGGGGAAGAUGGGCGAAGGAGAAGGUCGAUGUCGAAUGACUCGUCGCGUAGUGCUCGAAGAGUCAAUUUCUCGCCUCAUACUACGAAUAUUGAUGAUUUGCAUGACGAUUCGAGCGAUCUGGAUAAUAGCAGCAUCGACUCGAGCUCGUCGCCGAACCCGCCGUCGACUGUUGAGCCGCCUGCUAACCCGCCUGCGAGCUCUGCUACGGGCGAAUCUGGUGGCGAUGCAACUCAACCGGUCCAUGAUUUGGACUAA
Molecule: messenger RNA, 1308 nt
Organism: Lodderomyces beijingensis
Lineage: Eukaryota; Fungi; Ascomycota; Pichiomycetes; Serinales; Debaryomycetaceae
Source: the annotation of a GenBank genome assembly